Molecule: messenger RNA, 4605 nt
Organism: Procambarus clarkii (red swamp crayfish)
Lineage: Eukaryota; Metazoa; Arthropoda; Malacostraca; Decapoda; Cambaridae
Source: RefSeq, a predicted model, not a curated record
UGCUCCGUUGAGUAGAGGCGAGGGAGCAGCAGGUGGAGAGACACGGAGGCAGCAGCAGACGACCUGAGCAAAGCCUCGUCGGCGAUUACAUAAAAUCCUCGGCCGUCCAGCCUCGCCACACUCCUUGUCCUCACCUCCCUCACCGUGUAUAGCCCUCGACAUGGCUGCUGCAGCGACCAAUGCCGUCUACAGUCAAGUGUUUAAGAAAAAGUUAGCAGACGUGUUUCGAGUGGGAGCUGGUGGCGGCCUGUGUUUUUGCGGCAUCAAUAUGUACUUCAAAAACGAUAAGUUUUAUGAUGACUGGGUGAUGCCCAUCUUCAACCGCAUGGAACCCGAGACAGCCUAUGCUGUGGCACAACAGGCAGCUAAAUAUAAACUCGUUACAAAGGAAAAGCUGCAGGAGUCAAGACUUUUGGUGAGUACUCAGCCGUCAUCUAAAGACAAAAUGGAUCAUGAGGACUUAGCUCAAGAAGAGGAUGAGUCUUGUAAAGCUUUUGACUGCAUUGGAGAUGAGUUCAGGGGUUCCACUGACGACCUGAUUGGCCCUCAGUAUGAGAAAGAUCUAACUCAAACCUUGGAGCCUGUGUGUCAGUCAAGGGUUUAUGAUUCAGAAUUUGAGCCUGAUGAAACGUGUUCCGGGUUUUAUGGUGACGAUGCCAGUGAGAAUUGUCAACACCAGCUGGGCAGUAAUAUUAGGGAACCGUGUGGCGACUGUCAUCAGGCUCUUCAAUGUAUAGGUGAUGAGUCCAAAGUAUGCAGUAUCAAGAAGACUUUUGUUGGAGAUAUGAGCCACUACAGGAGCGACCUAAGGGCGUGUGCCUGUAAUUCUCCAAAAAAUGAACGGAACUGCGUAACACCUGACUCUCCCUCCCUGAGCAUGAGAGUUAACAUAGCCUCACCACUGAGGAGUAGCAAGAUGUCCCUAGCCACUAUGGUGGACGGUAGCAACCCCGCUUAUGAUCAAGGUAAUGCUGACGAAGCUGUAGAUCUAAUUGACAAAGUAAAUUUGGAAAGCAAUUGUGAAUUAGAGGACUGCAUAGCAUCCCAUGUACAUGAUGGCUGCAGGACUAAUAUAGUUUCUAUUGUAGAUGGUUUAGGUGAAGUGUACAAGUCUGACAGUAGGGACAAAUUGACCUUCUCAACAACAUCUGACCAGCAUAAUGGUAAAGACUCUCCUGAUUUGGUUUAAAUUAUAAUAGCGCAUUAAUAUAAGCAAACACAAGCAUGAAUAUAUCGUAUUCCCCUCAAUGCAGAUUUGUCCCUUUUUAUAUAUGAACUUCAAUUACACAGCAUGGGCACACUAAUAUCUUACAAAAUGUAAGAUUAUCGGUAUUUAACUUUCUUACGAAAUCUAGCACGAAAACAAUACGAUGCUUAUUUUUAUACAUACCAUAAUCCUGAAAGUGUCAACUAUAAAGAUUACAUGACAAAAGGAAUCAUUAUGGCGCAUUCACUUGAUAAUUUAACUUUAACAGUGAUUGCAAAGUCAUAUGCAGGCAAAUAUUGUUAAUUUUUUCUAUUUAUUAAUUUUAAGUUUUGAAUGUAGAAGCUUUCAUUUUUGAAUGCAUUAUUAAUUCAUGCAUUAGCAAAUCUGUCUAUUGAACUGAGAUAAUUUACAUUUAUUUGCCUAUUUUAACUAUUCUUUAUUUUAUUUUAGUUUUGGUUGGCAGAGUGCACCAGCGCGUACAUGCUUUAUGACGCACUAAUAACGAUGUUAAGAACUACAGCCGCUAGUCCACUUUCUUAUGAGAGAAACUGCUGCGGACUUUGGAUAUUUUUAUGAUCGUAGUUUCAGUGAAAAUUCUAAAAGUGUCGAGUUAAUAAUGGAUAUUAUACACUACCUUAGUUUAGCGUUAACGUUAAUUCCUGAUGGAUAUUUUGCCUGUUUAUUUGAGCUUUGCUUUGUGUCUUAGUUUUUAUUUAUAUAUUUAUUUAUAUACAAGAAGGUACAUUGGGUUGUGAGAGUACAUAACAUUGGUGUUCUUACAUUCUUGUAAAGUCCCUAACACGCAUAGCAUGUCAGGCAGGUCCUUAAUCAAGCAUAUAAAAGUAAGACUAUUAAUAGGCACAUUGUAGCAGAAUUUGAUUUCAACAUAAUUAUUACAAUAUAAAUUUAUAGUAUUGAUUAUACUGGUGAAGUUGCAUGUCUUAAGUACUAAAAUUGGGUGAGUGGGUAGCACAAGGUACAGUGUGAAUUUGAAACACAAGGUAGGAAACUAUGAGGAUAUAAUUAGGUACAUUUUAGUUUUACUUUUGAAAAAGGCAUAGGUUGGGCAAUUUUUAAUUCAUUAGGGAGUGAGUUUCAUAGACUGGAUCGUUUUAUUUGCAUUGAGUGUUUGCAAAGAUUUAGUCUGACUCUGGGGAUAUCAAAGGGAUAUUUAUUUCUGGUGUGGUGCUCGUUGGUUCUAUUACAUCUAUCAAGGAAGCGUUUCAAAUCAGAGGAUUAACAUUUAAGAAAAAGGUUUUGUACAUGUAAAUAGCACAAGAGAAUGUGUGGAGUGAGUGUAUGUUCAGCAUAUUUAGGGAUUUAAACAUGGUCUGUAUGUUGUCUGAAGACAGUCUGUUAUAGUUCUGAUAAAAUAUUUUUGUUGGGUGAUGAUAGGCUUGAGGUAAUUUGCAGUGGUUGAACACCAUGCACAGAUAGCGUAUGUAAGGUGGGGGAUACAUUAGCGAAUAAUGUAGUGAAAGAGCAGAGUGGGGAAAAUAAUAUCUGAUUUUAGAGAGUAUACUGACACUUUCUGAGACGUUUUUGGUAUGUGUUGUAUGUGGGUGCUGAAGUUUAGUCCGCUAUGUAUAGGCCAAAAAAACUUUUGCAUCGAUUUUAUUGCUAAUGUUAGCAUUGUUUAUCUAAAGGUGAAUUUGCCUUCAUAAUUUACUUUCAAAUAAAAUGUAGUAGGUUUUUACUGUACUUAGUAUGAGUUUGUUGGGUGACAUCCGUGAGUGUACCUUUUUAAAUCUUUAUUUACAAUAAUAUUUAGUGUAUGUGGGUUUGGGUAUGGAUAGAUGAAGGUAAUAUCGUCAGCAAAUAGCAUAGGAUUAAGAAUGUUAGGGACAUUUGGCAAAUCAUUCAUGUAUAUAAGAAAUAGGAGAGGUCCUAAGAUGCUGCCUUGUGGAACUCCUAUGGUUAAUGGUAGAGUGGGGGAGGUCAUGCCAUUGAUGACUAUAUAUUGGUGUCUGUCAUUAAGAUAAGAUCGAAUAUAGUUCAGAGCAAGGCCUCGGUUUCCAUAGUGGUAAAGUUUAAGUAAGAGGUAGUUAUGGUCUGCAGUAUCAAAGACCUUUCUCAGGUCAAUAAGAAGCCAAUUGGGAACUCAUUUUUGUCAAAGGCUGUAUAGAAUAUAUUAAGCAGACUAAUAAUUUGCACCAUUGGUACUCUUUUGGGAAUAAACAGUUAUAUAUAACAUUAUCAGGAGAUUUUAGUUUUUUAUAGUUUACUUUAUUUAUUAUUUUUUAUGGUAUGAUGAAUCUAUGAUGAAUUCAUUAUUUAGCCUUUUUUUACGCACAUUACAGAAUGUAAUUUUAAUUUUUUUAAAGUGGAAUUUAGUUGCACAUAAUUUUAUUUCUAUAAUUUACCUACACAUAAAUUUUAGUUUGAUUGAUUGAAAAAAAAGGAAACAGUGUGUUUAAGUCUUAUAUUAACACUUAAACUUUCGGGUAAAUUUCCAAAACAAGCCGUUAACGAUUAUAGAGUAAUAAAAUUAAACAGAAAAUCUCAUGCCAUUACAAGAGGAAACAUGGACAUAUACAGAGAGAAGUAUUCCCUACUUCCUGGUGUAUACCCGUCGAGAGUUUAAGUCCUGAAGUAUAUUGACGCCUAAAGAAUACUUGAUGGUUGGUCAGUAUACUAUUGUGGUGGCCUUAAUAACCCUCCAGAGGGUGAUAGGCUUAAGCUAAACGCCAAACUUAAUGAAUAUUCUGGAAUUUUGAUUAGUGAGAUUAUUGUAAGAGUAACGUUCAGACAAUAAUUUUCUUAGUGAGAAUAUCUGCUGAUGUGAACUUUACCAUUUUAACAGGCAGUUAAAGAAAAAAUUGCAUGCCUUGAUAAGUGAAAUGCUUUAUACAGUGCUAGUACUGACUGACCUUAGAACUCGAUUUCUAAUAUAAUACAUAUGUGGAUCUUGAACUCUAUUAAGAAAAAUAUCAUUAUCGUAUAUAGGAUAAAAACCCACACGUGUAUUUGUGAAAUUUAUGUAAAGAAAUUACAUAAAGUCUUUUACACUCUCCUGAGUACUGUCAGGUCUGAGUAUGUGGUCAGGACGAGACUUACUUCUCAAUGUCUAGACGAGGACAAAGCACUCAGGAGAGUGCGAAAGACUUGGUGUAAUUUCUUUACAUAAAUUUAACAAAUACACAAGCGUGGGUUUUAAUCCUAUGUUAUUAUGUCUGUGAGAACACAUUACCAUUACUUAUUAUCAUAUAAGUUAUAUACGGCAUGUCAUCAUUUUCUUUUUAUUAUUAUUUGAAUGAACCUGCAAGAAGCAUUCAAAUUCCGACUUUACAUUAAGGAAAAUGUUCAUUAAAUGAGUGUCUGGCGAGAUAAUCAAUGACUCAGAUCUAGUGGUGUGGCCGAUGGCUUUUAAUAUGUUAAAUGCAAAUGAAAUGGCAGCU